This is a messenger RNA of Phyllotreta striolata, 1560 nucleotides long. The record is from the annotation of a GenBank genome assembly. NCBI's taxonomy places the organism in Eukaryota, Metazoa, Arthropoda, Insecta, Coleoptera, Chrysomelidae.
AUGGUGGAAGUCAAACAGCUACUGGUUGUGUUGGAAAAUUCGAAUUUGGAUUGGUCACCCGGUCACCCAGCCGCCUACGAUAUGUACAUAACGACCCUCGCCCUCAUCGCAGUCGCCCUGUACCUCUUCUACAGGUACCUGACGCGCCGCCAUAACUACUGGAAAACCAGGGGCGUCCCCUACGAGGAGCCCUACUCCCUAGCCGGCAACUUCUGGGAGGUCUUCUCCGGCAAAACGCAAAUUGGCAAACACCUGGGCAAGCUCUACAGCAGAUACAACACGCCUUACUUCGGUAUAUACAUACUAGGCAAACCUUACUUGGUGAUAAGAAGCCCGGAGAUUGUAAAAAACAUGGCGAUAAAAGACUUUCGAAACUUCGAUGAUAGAACAUUCGCCUGCGACAAGAACGCCGACGAACUAGCAGCUAAUAGUUUGUUCAUCAUGCGCAAUCCGGACUGGAAGUACAUCAGGAACAAACUGACGCCGAUGUUCACAUCGGGCAAGCUGCGAUCGAUGAUCGACAUCGUCAAAACCAGCGCCAAAUCGAUGGAAACCCACCUAUCGGCCCGCGAUUCCGCCAUCUUGGACAUCAAAGAGGUCUCCUCCAAGUACAUGACGGACGUGGUGGCCUCGUGCUUCUUCGGCUACGAGGCCAACGCCUUCGGCGACGACGAUUCCGAGUUCUUCAACUUCACCAAGACGAUGUUCGCCUCGAAAUGGUCCUUCCUCAGCUUGUUUUCGUACUUCUUCGCGCCCGCUUUGGUCUCCAUGCUGAAGCUGCCCUUCAUGGAGUACGGCGUGCUGAAGGGCAUCUUCCUCGACACGCUCGCCUAUCGGCAGCGCAACGGCUGCAGGCGCAACGAUUUCGUCGAUUUGCUGCUGCAGCUGCGCGACAACGUCAACAAAGAAAGGAAAGACAUCGAUUUCGGCGUGGAUAGAAUGGUGGCGCAAUCGAUGACCUUCUUCGUGGCUGGUUUCGAGACCACCAGCAACGCUUUGGCGUUCGCUUUGUACGAGCUCUGCUUGAGGACCGAUUGCCAGGAGAAACUGCGCGAGGAAAUCCGGCGGUGCAUCAAGAACGACGAGGACAUCACCUUCGAUAAGGUCCAGAAAAUGACCUAUCUGGACAUGGUUCUAUCCGAGACUCUUAGAAGGUACCCGUUCGGUCCGUUUUUGAACAGAAUGUGCAAAGAGGACUACGUGAUAGAACAGACUGGUUUACUGGUGGAAAAAGGCACGCCUGUGUUGAUACCUUUGGAUGGUUUGCAUUACGAUCCGGAGUACUUUCCGAAUCCGGAACGGUUCGAUCCGGACCGGUUCGUGGACGAUAACAAGCACCACUACGCGCAGGCCUGCGUCUACAUGCCCUUCGGAUUGGGCCCCAGGAAUUGCAUCGGUGAUAGGUUCGGAUUGAUCUGCGCCAAAAUGGGGCUGGUGUACGCGUUGCGGCGCUUCCGGUUCGAGAGGAGCGUCGAGACGCCGACGCCGCUGGUGCUGAAUCCCCGGACGCCGUUUAUGAUGCCGUUGGACGGGUUGAAGAUGAGGGUGGAGAAGUUGUGA